CCCAAACAAAAAUGGCUCGCACCAAGCAGACCGCUCGCAAGUCCACCGGCGGAAAGGCGCCGCGUAAGCAGCUAGCUACCAAGGCAGCCAGGAAGACGCCUGCCACUGGAGGUGUCAAGAAGCCCCACCGGUAUCGCCCCGGCACCGUUGCGCUUCGAGAGAUCCGAAAAUACCAGAAGAGCACUGAGCUGCUCAUCCGUAAGCUACCCUUCCAGCGUUUGGUGCGUGAGAUUGCCCAAGAUUUCAAGACCGACCUGCGCUUCCAGAGCCAGGCCGUGCUGGCGCUGCAGGAGGCUGCUGAGGCCUACCUGGUGGGCCUGUUCGAGGACACCAACCUGUGCGCCAUCCACGCCAAGCGUGUGACCAUCAUGCCCAAGGACAUCCAGCUGGCCCGCCGCAUCCGUGGCGAGCGCGCAUAGACGUCGUUGGCAGCCCCUAACAACAAAAAAUCGGUGUUUCUUAACACCACCUCUUGCACGGACUUUUGUGCCUUUGGCUUGUCAUCUCCUAGCAGGCAAACUUUCGAGCAGUAGACCUACGCACGCAUGGCUCUGCUGUGUUUGGUUUGAAUUGAAUGCAACCAGCGUCAGCUGUGUGCUCCUCCCAAGCUGCUGCACCUAUCAGUUGGCAUGCAACACCAGGCAGGCAGCAUUGUAGGUCGGAGUCGGCGGGUGCUAGGAUGGCGGGUGCUAGGUCGGUGAUGCUAGGUCGGCGGGU
Molecule: messenger RNA, 717 nt
Organism: Astrephomene gubernaculifera
Lineage: Eukaryota; Viridiplantae; Chlorophyta; Chlorophyceae; Chlamydomonadales; Astrephomenaceae
Source: the annotation of a GenBank genome assembly